AUGCAAACCACUACCUUUACCUCCUACUGGGUACUCCAGACGGCCCUAUAUGCCAAUAAUCUCACAACGGCCAACAACCAGAGGGGUUUAAAGGUCAAGAAUGAACUCGAGUCUUGGACAGUGGAAUACGAUGGACUCAUUAACCAAUACCAAUGCAAUCAGUAUGAAUGGAUCGGCCUUAAGCUGAAAUCUCCCCUUUUCCGCCCUGAGAGUUUUAUCGCUGAUGCGGACUCAAAGACAGUCAUGGACAUCGUGACCAAGAAGUUCCUCACUGUUCCCAACUCAGAGACACGCCUAGUGGUCAAAGUAUUUAUACCGAAGCAUCUCUCCAGCCUGGGUGCGAUGAACGCUAUCGCAUCCAUGCUUUGGCUAGUAGACCCUCUGUUGAAUGAUAUUCAUCCUGCUCACUGUGGGCCUAACUCACUUUAUUCACUAGGAUUACAGUAUACUAAUCUUGUUAAUGACGAUGCCAAUGAUCUCCAGGCUGAGCUUUUGUCUGCAGUUGAGGUUGAGGACCCCUGGAAUAAUCGCCUUUCGCCGAACCGGCGCCCACUGGAGCUUCUCCCCCAUCCAGGAGAGCUGGGGGAAGCAAAGUAUAGCCAUGGGGUUCACAGAAUUCUCGGUGCUAACUCCGUCCAAGAUUUAAUCCAUCUCAUGGAUGUAGCAAUUUAUGGUGAGGCAGAAGACCACCCCUACGCAAGACCUGCUUAUUGUUUCGUGGACAACAAGUCAACUGUUGCUCUCACUCAACACUGUCUCGACAAAUCCGGUACCUUCUUUUACGAAUCAUAUCCCGAUCUCAGAUAUGGCUCUACAAUUUUCGACUUUCUUGAGGAGCAAGGCUUGGGUCAGUUCUGGGAGAGCAAGCUCCUCAGCUACGGCAUGGUGCCUGUUGACGAUAUCGAUCCUCGAUAUCAGACGUGGACCAUUGGAACCGAUGUAUCGCUGCGCCGAAUGCCUGAAUGGGCAGGCUACAAGGAGCUGAAUGGCUUGGAAAUUAUCAGUCGCGUUCUUAGAGAUACGCCGGAGUGCUGGGAGGAGGUACUGGAUAUGGUCUCCAUCCUGCGAAACAACUUCAGAUUAACAGUGGGCAAACCAUGUGGCUUCCAUAUUCAUGUUAGCAAAGGCACUGGGCCUAUACCGUUGCAUCUCUGGUCGGAAAUGAAUGUUCCAGCUGACUUCGAGCACUACAUCCCUGUCGACAAAAUCGCUGACCGCCGUACCUUGGGCAUUUUGAAGAAGCUAUGGACAGCCGAAACUCUACGUCGGCUCAAACAGCUUAUAGCGCCUAGCUCUGAAGAUGAGUGUAAAGGGGCUGUUGAGUUCCGCUACCUCGAAGGUACUCUAGAUCCUGAGCUGAUUCUUCGGUGGAGUCAGUUGAUGGUUUCUCUAUUCCAGUUUGCCGAUCUAGCUUCACCACAGGCAUGGCAGAAUUUUGUACCUGCAGUACUGCAGUGUCCAGUACUGGGUAAGAUGGAUACGAACGUGCUGAGAGUCUUUCUGGUAUUCCUAGGCAAGGGCGAUGAUUAUGGCUUUUGGAUUAAUCGUAUCGAAAUGAUACCGAAUUUGCCUCUCGAUGCACAGCAACUGGCUCGCACGCCAGCUGAUAACAAUGAGAUUCUGCCUCCCCUCGAUGAUGGGUACGUUAAUGCCUUGCGCGAGGAGCUAUGUAGUAGAGAGAUGAGAUUGUCCUGCGUGAUCCAGAGAGUGGCGGUCCCCAGCGAAUCUGAAUCUUCAACUGACCCAGACGACCGUGCAAAUAUACUGUUCGAGAAGGCUAGCUUUUUUGAUGAUUGA
This is a messenger RNA of Fusarium redolens, 1797 nucleotides long. RefSeq lists its product as uncharacterized. Lineage: Eukaryota; Fungi; Ascomycota; Sordariomycetes; Hypocreales; Nectriaceae. The record is from RefSeq and is a predicted model, not a curated record. The transcript has 6 exons. Bases 1 to 1797 code for a protein of 598 amino acids.